AUGCUCGCGUUUCAUCGCCCUGCUCGCUUGCUCUCAGGAUCCGCUGUGAGAGCAUUUCACGUCAGCCGUGCCUCGAGGCUGCCCGCCAUCCUGCAUCCAGACCUGCAAGCCUACAAGAGUCUCAGGGAAGAGAAAGCAUGGGUGGAAAGCUCGCAGUCAAAGCCGCCCCCGACUAUCUCCAGCUUGAGGAUAUGCAUCGUGAACCUGAUGCCCCUCAAAGAAUCGACGGAACUACAGCUCUGCCGGAUGCUCGCUCGCUCACCCGUGGCGUCUGACAUCGCGUGGGUCGUUCCCAACACCUACUCGGGCAAGAACUCCACGCCAGGGCACCUGGAGAAGUUUUACAAGCGGUUCAACGAGGUGAAAGGGGAGAAGUACGACGGGAUCAUUUUAACAGGGGCUCCCAUUGAGCAUCUAGACUUUGAACAGGUUGCAUACUGGAAAGAGCUUCAAGACUUCUUCGAAGACGUCAGAAAGAUGGAUGCAGGCAUACUCUCACUGUGUUGGGGAGCCAUGGCCUCGCUGUGGCACUUCCAUGGCGUGAAGAAGCACAUCACCCCUCGCAAAGUCUUCGGUGUCUUCGAUCACAAGAUCUCCUCCAAGGAUCGCAUGCUCGCGAUCCCCGACCAUGUCGGCAUUCCCGUUUCCCGCCAUACCACCUGGAAGAGAGACGACAUCAUCUCGAACCCGAAGCUCGAGAUCCUUCUUGAUGGGCCGGAGGAAGCCGGGCCCGGGCUGGUCUGGGACGAGGACCUGGGGCACGCGCACAUGAUCAACCACUUCGAGUACGAUGUGGACACACUGGACGGAGAGUACAGGCGCGAUCUAGUGAAGGGGACGCCAACAGGGGAGCCGAUUCACAUUCCCAACCAGUACUAUCCAGGAGACGACCCCAAGAACACGCCGGUCCUGACAUGGCAGACCCCCGGCCAGGUCUUCUACUCCAACUGGCUCAAUACUGUGAUGCACCGCAAGUGGAAGAGGGAGGGAAAGUUGUCAUGA
Molecule: messenger RNA, 1002 nt
Organism: Guillardia theta CCMP2712
Lineage: Eukaryota; Cryptophyceae; Pyrenomonadales; Geminigeraceae
Exons: 6
Coding region: 1-1002 (333 amino acids)
Molecular function (GO): homoserine O-succinyltransferase activity
Source: RefSeq, a predicted model, not a curated record